Lytechinus variegatus (green sea urchin) is the source of this 3618-nucleotide messenger RNA. Its product is annotated as E3 ubiquitin-protein ligase MIB2-like. The record is from RefSeq and is a predicted model, not a curated record. Gene Ontology annotation, cellular component: cytoplasm. Gene Ontology annotation, molecular function: ATP binding; zinc ion binding; ubiquitin-protein transferase activity. The transcript has 21 exons. The coding region runs from base 95 to 3535 and encodes 1146 amino acids. NCBI's taxonomy places the organism in Eukaryota, Metazoa, Echinodermata, Echinoidea, Temnopleuroida, Toxopneustidae. Gene Ontology annotation, biological process: protein phosphorylation; protein ubiquitination.
AAAAACAUAUUUUCUUGAGUUUCCGCAACAUAAGCUGGUCAUCUGAAACCCUUUGAACGGGUAGAACUCCCAACAUCAUCAACGUCCAGCCGCGAUGUCUAUUGAACUGGGCACUCGUGUUGUGCGUGGUCCAGACUGGAAGUGGGAUGACCAGGACCAUGGGGAAGGCCACGUCGGAACCGUGGUCUAUAUCGGGAAGGGGGAUCCCGUCGAUCGUCCGGAGAAGACCGUGCUCGUCAUGUGGGACCUCGGAAGGAAGAACAAUUACCGAGCUGGAUUCAACCGUGCCUAUGAUCUCAGGAUCUUUGACAAUGCACAGACAGGUGUUGUUCAUCCCGACGUGUCUUGCAUUGUUUGCAAUGAAAAGAUUCACGGAAUCAGAUGGAAAUGUAUCAAGUGUUUCAACUGUAACCUCUGUACACACUGUUUCAUGGAUGAUAAACAUGAUAUCAGUCAUCCCUUCCAAAGGUUUACCACCAAAGAUUCCGCUGGGAGAACCCUGUAUUGCAGAUAUGGAUGUAGGAAGGUGGAGGCAUUGGGCACCUUUCCUGGGGCCUCGGUCCAGAGAGGCAACGAUUGGAAGUACGGCGAUCAGGACGGAGGAGAUAGCAGUCGUCCUGGUACUAUGGUAGACGUACAAGGAUGGGGUGAUGACGGGAACAGGGCGGGAGUGGGUGUGAAAUGGCCUGGCAAGAGUAAGCUCUACCGAUACCGUCUCGGAUACGAAGGGAAGGUGGACGUCAAAUGCGUUCAGGAAGCACAGAAAGGAACGUACUAUCCCGAGCUGCUCCCGAACUUAGGUGAAACGGAGGACCUUCAAGUUGGUGAUACUGUUGUGAUUCAGCUGAGUAAAGAUACUCUAAAAUCAUUUGGUGAUGCCAGCAUCGGGGUUUCCCGACAAAUGCAGGAGGUUGCUGGUGAGAAAGGCGUUAUCAAGACAGUAACUAACAAGGGAGAGCUGGGCAUCAAGUACCUCAGCGGGCAGGUGCUCCAUGUCAACCCUCUAGCAGUACAGAAGGUUUCGGCUUUCAACGUUGGGGACAGGGUUCGGAUCAUCACCGACCAAUCGCAAGCCGAGAAUCUUCAGAGGGGGCAUGGAGGCUGGAACCAUUCCAUGAGAAAGAUUCUUGGUAAAGAGGCAUGUGUAGAACAGAUAUACAGUGAUGGCGACAUCAAGGUUAGGAUAGAAGCUACUUCUAUUAAGCUGCUAUUUCAUCCAGCAUGUUUGACGUUGGUAGAGCCAGGACAACAUGAAGCUGUGUUUGAACAAGAGCCAGGAGAUGGGUUCCUAUCGCUGCUUGACCAGCAGAAAUCCAUGGGCCUUCAAAAUGACCAAGCUAAUAAGAGACGUCUUAGUAAAGCAGCAGCUAUGGGGCGUGUCGGAGAGGUCAGGGACAUCCUAGAGGCGCAUCCCGAUUGGAUUGACUCGUUAUACUCGAAUCGCACAGCACUUCAAGUAGCAGCCCACCAAGGUCACCUGUCGACGGUGAAAGAACUGAUGAAGUAUAGACCUUCUUUGGAAGCAGUCGAUAACGAUGGAGAUACUGCUCUGCUUUAUGCUGUUUAUGGCGAUAAACCUGUCAUGGUGGAAUACUUGUUGGAUAAGGGUUGCUAUAUCAACGUCGUCAACAAGCAGAGAAGGAGCUGCCUCCACGUUGCAGCUCGUAGAGGUCAUGUCAAGUGUGUCGAGAUCCUCCUCAAGAGAGGAUGCCAUUGUAAUGCUCAGGAUAAAGCUGGAGACCUUGCUCUUCACGAUGCUAUCCAUAAAGACAAACGUGAGGUGAUAGACGUCCUUGUUCCGUGGCCGAAGUGCGAUCUUACCCUCCGCAACAAAAAGAAUUUAUCGGUACUACAUUAUGCUGCCCUCAGGGGUAACGACUAUGCUGCUGAACGUCUGGUCUCAUAUGCACCCAAUCUUCUUAAACUGAAAAGAGAUGGUGAAACUGCUCUUCACGUUGCCGCUAGCAACAACUUUGAGAAGGUUGCUCGAUGCCUAAUUGAGAAAGACCGGAAUAUACUCGAUGACCGCAAUUCACAGCAGAAGACGCCACUAUUGAUCGCUGUGUCAGGGGGGCAUGUGAGCAUAGUGAAACUGCUGGUUGAGGCUGGUGCUGAUGUCAAUGCCAGUGAUGCUGAUGGGGAUACGUGCCUGCAUAUAGCUGUGCUGAGAUACAAACACACCCCCUCUGAGAGUGAUGCCUCAAUACUCCAGCCUUUAUGUAAGGGUGUCGAUGACUCCUUGCUGAAGAAGGCCGGAGUACCAUUGAUUGUCUAUCUUAUCCAAAAUGGUGCAAGGAUCGACAUAUCUAACAGGAGUCACAAGAAACCCUUAGAGUUGGUGGAAAACAGUGGAGUACUGAAGGCUCUCUAUGGCAUUGAAGGAAACCCAGUCAGUGUCCCGGCGCCUGUAGAUGAAGUUGACGGCCUCCAGGUAGAUAGUGCCAGCCGGGUUUUUAAUCUCAAGUCCCAGCAACCACCGACCCAAACAACACCACCAGCAAGCUUGCAACAGACCCAUAAAACCCCACCACAGAGUCUAGAUCAACAGCAACAGCCGCAGCAGCAACCACGUAGUCGACCGAAGUUGUCCAUGGGACAAGGGAAGCCGCGUAGUUUCAAUCAAUUAAGAGAGAACUUACUGCCUAGGUCACCAAGGUCACCUCCUAUCUCUCAGCAGCCCCCACAAUUCCCAAGAGCAUUUGAAGGUGUACACAGGAUCGAUGUGAGUGAGCUGGACCUCAGUGUUGAGAUCGGCGGAGGUUCUUUCGCUAGGGUCUAUAGAGGGCGCUGGAGGGGGACUACGGUCGCCAUCAAGAAGAUGAACAUAGCUGGCAGCAAACGAGCGGAGAUAGAAAAGGAGGUGGACAUACACAAACAAGCCAUGCAUCCGAACAUCGUGCAGUUGAUGGCCCUGGGAUACAGUGAUGUCUCCGCGUACCUUGUCAUGACGUUCAUCCAUGGCUCAACGCUUCAUCAGUAUAUCUUCCCAGGAGAAAAAACAAAGAGCUCCACGCUGACGGUCCCACAGAAGAACGAGAUAUCAAAGGCUGUACUAAGCGCUCUGACGUUCAUGCACGCCAGUGGUCUGCUUCAUCUCGACAUCAAACCAAGUAACAUCUUGAUUGAGAAGGGGACGUUGAAGACCUACCUCUGUGACCUUGGUCUGUCCUACAUCAAACAGAGAGCUCACAUGUCUCUUUCAAGUCACCUUAGUAAAGCAAGAGGAACGCCCAUGUACAUGGCUCCGGAGAUGCAUGCCGAUCAUUCGUUGAAGGUGAGCAGUGCUCAGGAUGUCUGGUCGGUAGCCUGCACCUUCAUCGAGCUUUACGGAGAGGUUCCGGUUUAUCCCCCCACCAUGACUCUAUGGGGGUUAGCGAGACGUUUCAUGUCCGGACUAAUCAUUCCCGAUUCCCUCGAGGAAGUCUGUAUGCCGCAGAAAGACAUUAUCAAGCCGUGCUUCACCGUUAAGACCAGCGCUAGGCCGAUGACUAGUGAGCUGCUACGGAAAUUUGAGGAUCUUUGCGAAGAAUCGUGACGACGGUAGAUGACUCUGGUCGUGCAGAGCUUUAGAACUGAAUACCACCAGAUGAUCCAUUCAUGGCUAUUUUGUGGCUAUUU